AUGGCUAAUAAUUCCUUCCCCGAAGACGGUGAAGGAGACCCCAUUGGAUGGAUUGGUCUUCUGAGGUUAAGGAAGAUGAAUGAAUUUGGUCGAGAAUUGAUCUGGUCAGAACAAAUAGUUAUCAGAACGUCUGAAAGUUAUGAACAAAGCGAACAAAAUGAAUAA
Molecule: messenger RNA, 165 nt
Organism: Dentiscutata erythropus
Lineage: Eukaryota; Fungi; Glomeromycota; Glomeromycetes; Diversisporales; Gigasporaceae
Source: the annotation of a GenBank genome assembly